AUGGCAAGACAACAUCAGGCAGUGCCUGGCCCAAUCCCAUUCCAUGGACAACUCCGACAUGUCGGAGGAGUGUCAAUGGAGAAAUCAUUCACACAUAAUCAAGUGCCACAUGGAUGGUCAAAGACCUACAGGACACUCAACAUGGACUCUGAGCGUGUAACACUCACCUUCGCCCUCAGACUCAACAACAUCAAUGAGUUGGAGAACAAACUCAACAAUGAGAUUGCAAACCCAAACUCUGGAAACUAUAGACAGCAUAUGACUCGUGACGAGUUGAAUGAGAUGGUGGCACCAGAUCAGGAAAGAGUCAAGGAGUUUAAGGUGUGGCUUCAAACAAAUAUGGACGCAGAGAUUGUAAAGAGCCUACCAGACUUUAUUGUGGCAAGUGUACCUGUUGCCAAGGCCACCAUGUACCUUAACACGGACUUUGAGGAGUUUGAACACAGUGUCACAGGCAAGCGAGUCGUCCGCACUCUUGGACCAUACUCAUUCCACGAGUCCUACGCUGACCUCGUCCACUUCAUCGGUGGAACAGUGCGUUUCCCUAACCAACGCCAGUCGUCACGCCUCGGCCCAGACAACGAGUACCUUAGCAAGAUAGAAGCUGGCGUACUUGAUACCUCGAAUGCGCCAUCGAUCGUACGUCUUUAUGCAGGCGACGGUGGCUUCUCCUUUGUAAUGUUGCCACGCUGUGAAGAUGGCUCAUACCCAGCUGGCACUGGCGCCCUGCCAGCCGGUCUCUGCAGCAACGCGACUGUAGCCAUCACCAGCUUCACGAUCAGCUCAACAUCUCAGCAGUUUGCAGUAACCAUGAAGCCAUCAGGUGACAGCAAACUCAUAUGUAUGCCAUGUAACGAGUCGACCAACAUUGUUGUCACAACCGCAUGCACGGCUUCGAUCAAGGCGCUUGGCUUGGCUAACGACACUAUCUACUGUAUGACAAGCGAGUUGGGCGAAGGCCAGCUCACCAACUACUUGCCCGUGGCCCUCAAUCUCGUGACCACAUUCGUUGAUAGCACGACAUCUGCACCCUAUACCACCACGACCUACACGGGCCAGUUCCUCACGCCACAGGUCAUCCAAGCGCGCUACCAGAUGCCCAUGCUCACUGGCACAUUCCCCACCAACAAGUCACUCACAGACGUGGACUGGACGCUCAACUCGCAGUCUGUGGCCGAGUUCCUCGAGCAAUACUACAGCGAGCAGGACUUGAUCCAAUUCUUCCAGAUGGCUGGUAUGGACUCACGCCUUGCCCAGCGAGUCACGGUCGUAGGUCCAAACAACCAGUCCUUGCCCGGUGGCGAGGCAUCCUUGGACAUUCAAUAUUUGAUGGGCCUGGCCGCAGGCUACAACACAACCUUUUGGAGUUUGGGUGGCCUUGUUGCUGGCCAGGAGCCAUUCCUCGAGUGGAUCACCGACGUCCUGAACAGCCCCAAGACCAUAUACGUGCACAGCGUGUCUUAUGGAGACGACGAGGACUCAUUGUCUGUCGACUACAUGCAGCGAAUCAAUGAGGAGUUUAUCAAGGCUGGCGCCAUGGGCAUGACGAUCGUGUUCUCCUCGGGAGACAUGGGCGCCAACUCCAACUCCAACAAGGCCCAAAACAAGUUUGUUCCAGCCUUCCCCUGUUCGUCGCCUUACGUGCUCGCCGUGGGAGCCACUCAAUUCUCCACGCAGACGACUCCAGCUUGCGACAUUAACGCAGGUGGUGUGCUACCAGUCAAAUGCACACAGAUUGGUGAGAUCGCCUCGAGUAUUGCCACUGGCUCGCGUAUCACAUCCGGUGGAGGCUUCAGUAAUGUGUUCCUCAGGCCAUCUUACCAAGACAAAGUUGUCGUUGACUAUGUCAACACCUACCUCUCCAACAUCCCCGCCACCUACUACAACAACACGGGUCGUUCGUAUCCCGACAUUGCCGCGCUUGGACACAACUACCUUGUAGUGCUUGGUGGACGUGUGAUACCUGUGGAUGGCACGUCAGCCUCGGCACCAGUCAUUGCCGCUGUCAUAUCGAUCAUCAAUGACAUGCUGUUGCGCCGCAAUGAGAAGCCGCUGGGCUUUGUCAAUCCUGCUCUGUACAGUGUUGGCGCACAGCACCCUGAAGCGUUCUUUGACAUUGUAAUGGGCGACAACAGCUGUCCAGAGAGCCCACCCUGCAACACCUAUGGCUAUCCUGCCACACCGGGCUACGAUGCCGUGACGGGCUUUGGCUCGCCAUACUUCCCCGUGCUCUCGCAGUUGCUGGCGCCCGUGCCGGCACCUGCCGCCAGCCACCAAGACUUUUCCGAGGGCUGGAAGGUAGCUUUCAUCCUAGUGUCCGUGGCCCUGUUCCUAUUGAUCCUCUCAUUGGCUGGCUUCAUGGCAUGGUGUACAAACUCAGACCUCACAAUCGAGGUUAUGCAGACAUUUAAAAAUGUUGUUGUUACGCGCGCGCAUGCACGCGUUGAUGUUGCCACGUGA
Messenger RNA from Acytostelium subglobosum LB1, 2460 nucleotides. RefSeq lists its product as hypothetical. Gene Ontology annotation, molecular function: tripeptidyl-peptidase activity; serine-type endopeptidase activity. The record is from RefSeq and is a predicted model, not a curated record. The coding region runs from base 1 to 2460 and encodes 819 amino acids. The transcript is spliced from 3 exons. Gene Ontology annotation, biological process: central nervous system development; proteolysis. NCBI's taxonomy places the organism in Eukaryota, Evosea, Eumycetozoa, Acytosteliales, Acytosteliaceae.